This is a messenger RNA of Gossypium raimondii (Peruvian cotton), 1056 nucleotides long. RefSeq names its product ras-related protein RABF2b. NCBI's taxonomy places the organism in Eukaryota, Viridiplantae, Streptophyta, Magnoliopsida, Malvales, Malvaceae. Gene Ontology annotation, molecular function: GTPase activity; GTP binding. The coding region runs from base 218 to 820 and encodes 200 amino acids. The record is from RefSeq and is a predicted model, not a curated record. The transcript is spliced from 7 exons.
GAAGAAAGUUUGGUUUUUGGUUUUCAAGGGGUUGAUAAAGAAAGGAUCCUUCCCUUUGUCUUCACCCUUUGGCUUUCCCAUUCUUUUAUUUUUAUUUUCAAUUUGCCCCUUAAUCUGUUCUUCGUUAACAUCUCCAGCAAUCCCCAAUUUUCAAUUUCAUUUUGUUCACUGCAUAAGUUUUUUUUAGAAACCUAAAUCCGAUCACAAGAGAAAUCUCAUGGCCACUACUGGAAACAAGAACAUCAAUGCUAAAUUAGUUCUACUUGGGGAUGUCGGAGCUGGGAAGUCGAGUCUCGUAUUACGCUUUGUUAAAGGGCAAUUCGUUGAAUUUCAGGAAUCGACCAUCGGUGCGGCUUUUUUCUCCCAAACGGUGGCCGUGAAUGAUGCGACGGUAAAGUUUGAGAUUUGGGAUACCGCUGGUCAAGAGAGAUACCAUAGCUUGGCACCAAUGUAUUACAGAGGAGCUGCAGCUGCGAUCAUUGUUUAUGAUAUAACGAAUCAAGCAUCGUUUGAGAGAGCCAAAAAAUGGGUCCAGGAACUUCAAUCGCAAGGCAAUCCGAAUAUGGUAACGGCACUUGCCGGGAACAAAGCUGAUUUACUUGAUGCAAGGAAGGUGACAUCAGAGGCAACAAAUAAGUACGCUCAAGAGAAUGGUCUUUUCUUCAUGGAAACUUCCGCAAAGACCGCAUCCAACAUCAACGAUAUUUUCCACGAAAUAGCUAAAAGAUUACCUCGAGCACAACCAGCACAAAACCCUGCCGGAAUGGUUCUCAUGGAUAGACCUACAGAACGGACGGCAAGCGCAUCAUGUUGCUCGUAGAUGACGGUUGUUCUUUACCGGCAUGUAUUCUCGUGUGUCUCGAAUUAGCUCAUGUAAUGUUAUCUACAAUCAAGUCUCUUGUCCUUAAUUUGCCUUUGCGUAUGAACUAUUUAUUAUGAACUAUAGAUUUGAUAACACUGUUUAAUUGUGCUGGAGAAUUGUGUUUUACUUGUAAUUAAAGUGUGUUUAAUUGUAUGCUUAAACUUCCAUAGUUAUAAGUUUUAUGUUUUACUCCA